Quercus robur (English oak) is the source of this 534-nucleotide messenger RNA. RefSeq lists its product as uncharacterized. Bases 1 to 534 code for a protein of 177 amino acids. The transcript has a single exon. Lineage: Eukaryota; Viridiplantae; Streptophyta; Magnoliopsida; Fagales; Fagaceae. The record is from RefSeq and is a predicted model, not a curated record.
AUGGAUGAUUAUAAUGGUACUCAUGAGAGUGGCUAUUAUAUGAAACUAUUAAUGGAUGAGGAUUACAGAAAUUACUGUGAUGAUCAUGAUGGUGGUGACUUGAAUGAUAGCAAUUAUAACAAUGCUGACAAUAAUAAUGAUGGUGAUAACAAUGAUGAUGAUGAUGGUGAGAGUAGUGACAGUGACGAUGAUAGUCACAGUGAUUCUGAUGAUGAUGAUAGUAACAAUGAUUCUGAUGAGGAAUUUUACCAACUUGUGGUAGUUACAUGUGAAGCAGUUGUGACAUAUUUCAAUAAGUACAUUAAUAAGACUCCUUGUUAUGAUUCUGAACAAACAGGGUGGGCUUGGGUGAGACGUUGUAUGGAAGGUAAUGAGAAAUUGUGUUACAACAUGUUUAGAAUGAAAAAGGAGGUGUUUUAUAAUUUGUGUCAAGUUUUACGACAUGACUAUGGACUUCAACAUUCAAGGAAUAUAAGGUUAGAAGAGUCAGUGGCAAUCUAUUUACUGAUACUUGGUCAUGGAACAUGUAAUUGA